Messenger RNA from Parnassius mnemosyne (clouded apollo), 2850 nucleotides. The record is from the annotation of a GenBank genome assembly. Lineage: Eukaryota; Metazoa; Arthropoda; Insecta; Lepidoptera; Papilionidae.
AUUGUAGUCAUUCGUACAUGAAGGUAGUAGCAGUCUGUAUCGCCGUAGUGUUGUUGUGUAAGAUUUAUAUUUGUAAAUAGUGUUAUUACGAGUACAAUGGCAUUAAAACUGGUAAUAUACAUGUCUUUAAUUAUAUGGAAUGUUAAUUCUCAGAGGUCACAGAAUCCAAUUAUGUAUCAGCAAAACAUACCAGAUUUCUAUAUGGGACAGACAUUUAUUGAAAAUUCUCACCAUCUCCAUCCGCAAAUAAAUUCAGAUUAUAAUAUUAAUCCACGACACAACAUGUUUUCUCGGGGAUAUGACAAAAGUACAGGGCAAAUUUUAGUUGAGAACAGAUUUGUACCUGAUAACAAAGUGUCAUAUAGUCAAACAGAAAUACAAGCAAUUCAACCGAUUCACUACCAUACAGUGCAACCAGAUCAACAGAUUUAUAGCGAAGGUAAUGAACAUAGCAAAAUGAGCCAAAAUAUAAAUUUCGAUAAUAAUACUUUCGCUAUAACCAGCUUUGGCCUAAAAUUGUUAAAGGGUAUGAGUCGGGAUCCAGGAAAUAUUUUAGCAUCCCCAUAUUCAAUCGCUAUGCUUCUGGCUCUUAUACAACAGGGUGCGUUUGGAGAAACGCAAAACGAAAUCACAAAAGUGUUACAGUUAAUGCCAGAAUCUUCAGCGGAACUGUUUAGGGAUCUUACAAAUGCUGUAAAGAAACGAAAGUCUCACAAUAUUUGGAAGAUUGCAAGCAACGUGGUUUUAGCGGAUACAUUCAGUGUAGAUUCUAGAUUUAAAUCAAUCGCAAUUCAUAAUUUUGAAAGUGACGUAACUAAUAUAAAUUUCAACAAUCCAUUGGAAGCGUCACAAAUGAUCAAUAAUUGGGUUGCAGCUAAAACAAACAACAAAAUCUUGAAUCUGUUGGCACCAGAUGCACUUCAACUGGACACUCUAGCAGUCUUGGUAAAUGCUAUUUACUUUAAAGGAAUUUGGGAAACAAAAUUUCGAACGGAAUUGACCAAACCGAAAACGUUCAAUCUCAGUAAUGGUUCAAAAAAAGUUGUGCCAUUUAUGCACGCGCGACGAAUGUUCCGAACAGAUAUCGAUUCUGAUAUUCAUAGUCAAGUACUGUUAAUACCGUUUGAAAAAGCGCAGUAUUCCAUGAUGAUUAUCCUUCCAUUUGAAGGGAUUAAUGCUCUCGACGUCCUAUCAUCGUUAACUGAACAGAAGUUGUACGCUUACCAGAAAUUCACAGCAAAGGAAGUCCAAUUGGAAAUUCCUCGAUUCACAGUUAAAUCUGAACGCAAUAUAUUUGAUCUACUGAACUUUCUUGGGAUUUGGCGCAUAUUCAGUAAUGAAGCGAACUUAACUGGUAUUGGAACGUAUCAAGGAAUAACGCCGCGUAUUUCGACGGCAGUUCACAACGCUGUACUGUCCAUUGACGAGCAAGGAGGGUCAGCAGCGGCGGCUACUGCGUUCUCCGUUGUUGCAUUAUCUAAUGAUGAUUCUGCUAUAACUUUCCAUGUAAAUAGACCAUUUUUAAUUGUGCUGUGGGAUAAUCAGCUCAAUGUUCCACUCUUUAUGGGCAAAAUUGAAGAUCCAACGUUAUAGACGAUGUUAUUUGAUGGUUCACUCGUUAAGUUAAGGUCAGAAACAAUAAAUAUUAAAAACUGGUUAUUGUGAUUUUCUGUUUUGUUGUUGAUAAAAAGCAGAGCAUUAGCUUUUUUAUUUAAAUGGACGUUUAUAGCAAAAUAACGGUUAAUCCAUGCCAUAUUUAUUUCGAGUGAUUUUAAUUUUAACAUAUUCUUUGCAUAAUAUUUGACAAUUUCUCAUCAUCAUCAUCAUUAUAGUCUAUUCUAAAUCCACUGUUGAACAUAGGCCCACCAAUAUUAUUACAAAGUAAGGUCCUAAGUUAUCAGCAUUCGACUCUCUUAUGUUACAUCAGGUUAUCAUUCCAUUUAGACGUAGAUAAAUGUGAAUUGAAUUUGAGAUAAUUGUGUUUAGUUGAAAAAAUAUCAUUCAUCUGGAGAACAUCCUGACUAAAUAAUUAUAUAUGCUAUAAAGCUCAAAGUUUUUUGGCUUUAUCUAUUGGCUCCGCCUCACAAGAGGCCUCCAUUUCCAAAAAAAUCUAAAAUAAAACCAUGAAUUUAAUAAAACCUCUUCAUUUAUUGUUGAUCUCUCAAAUAUAAUACUUUUUUCUUUUAAAUCUUUUAAAUAAGUUGAUAACUGGAUCAUCAGCAAAUAUUCUCAACUUGUCGGUGUUGUAGAAGUCUUCUAUUUCUUGUAGGGAUUUUCCUUCUGUUUCCGGUAAAUAAAAGUACAAGUAUACUGUCCCAAGGAAACCAAAUCCUGAGUAAGUUGCAAAGGCACCCCAUAACUUCAAAUUGACUUCAAGGUCAAUGAACGUUUUUGUACCUAAGAAACUAAAUAUUAGUUGCUAGCAGCGGCUACACCUUGAGCUGAAGCACGACUCCUAAAACACAUAAUUAUUUUUACUUAUUAUAAGCGAGUGCUUGACCACAAUCCCAACUGGUGGUAAGUGGUGAUGAAGCCCUAGAUGGUAAAUCGCACUGACUAAGCGUAUCAAAAGCCUAUUCACUCUUGUCUUGAAGACGCCCAAUUUGUAUUCGGACAGAAAGACAGAUGCCGACAAAUUAUUCUACUCCUUUGCUGUACGCAUUCCAAAAGAUGAAGAAAACCGUAUUAAUGUUUCUAAAUCAGGCUAAGUAACUUCAUAUGUAUGUAUGCGCGUCUAUCCCCACUACUUUCGCUCAUUCUUAGAGUGCCAUGCCGGUGGACUGUUUGUAGCGGUAACCUUUGUAAUACUGUGGAUAUUGUAAAAGGCGAUUAAAAUGUGUCUUUUAAAGG